AUGAGGGAGAUCGUGCACAUCCAGGCCGGCCAAUGUGGCAAUCAGAUCGGGGCCAAGUUCUGGGAGGUGAUAAGUGACGAGCAUGGCAUCGACCCAUCGGGCAGUUACCAAGGCGACAGCGAGCUGCAACUGGAGAGGAUCAACGUAUACUACAACGAAGCUUCCGGGAGCACAGGCAGCAAAUUUGUUCCAAGGGCCAUUCUGGUGGACCUGGAACCUGGGACCAUGGAUUCAGUUCGCUCAGGUCCAUUUGGCCAGCUGUUCAGGCCUGACAAUUUUGUCUUUGGUCAAAGCGGAGCGGGAAACAACUGGGCCAAGGGUCACUACACGGAAGGAGCCGAGCUGGUGGAUGCGGUUCUGGAUGUGGUGAGGAAAGAGUCUGAGAACUGCGACUGUCUGCAGGGCUUCCAACUGACCCACUCUCUGGGCGGGGGCACUGGCUCUGGGAUGGGCACAUUGCUCAUCAGCAAGAUCCGCGAGGAGUACCCCGACCGUAUCAUGAACACGUUCAGCGUCAUGCCGUCGCCCAAAGUGUCCGACACUGUGGUGGAGCCGUACAAUGCCACGCUGUCCGUGCACCAACUGGUGGAGAACACGGACGAGAGCUUCAGCAUUGACAACGAGGCACUCUAUGACAUCUGUUUCCGUACGCUUAAGCUGACCACACCCACCUACGGCGACCUCAACCACCUGGUGUCGGCCACCAUGAGCGGGGUCACCACUUGUCUGCGCUUCCCCGGCCAGCUAAACGCCGACCUACGCAAACUGGCCGUCAACAUGGUGCCCUUCCCCCGCUUGCACUUCUUCAUGCCGGGCUUUGCCCCCCUCACCAGCAGGGGGAGCCAACAGUACCGCGCCCUCUCGGUCCCCGAGCUCACGCAGCAGAUGUUCGACGCCAAGAACAUGAUGGCCGCGUGCGACCCACGACAUGGCCGCUACCUAACAGUGGCGGCCAUUUUCCGCGGUCGCAUGUCCAUGAAGGAGGUGGACGAGCAGAUGUUGAGCGUGCAGAACAAGAACAGCAGUUACUUCGUGGAGUGGAUCCCCAGCAACGUCAAGACAGCUGUCUGUGACAUUCCGCCACGCGGUCUUAAGAUGUCGGCCACCUUCAUCGGCAAUAGCACGGCUAUCCAGGAGCUCUUCCGUAGGAUCUCAGAGCAGUUCACUGCCAUGUUCCGCCGGAAGGCUUUCUUGCACUGGUACACCGGCGAGGGCAUGGAUGAGAUGGAAUUCACCGAGGCCGAGAGCAACAUGAAUGACCUGGUGUCCGAGUACCAGCAGUACCAGGACGCCACCGCUGACGAAAUGGGCGAGUACGAGGAAGACGAAAUGGAGGAAGACGAUGACGGGCGCCAUUGA
Nerophis lumbriciformis (worm pipefish) is the source of this 1359-nucleotide messenger RNA. The record is from RefSeq and is a predicted model, not a curated record. Lineage: Eukaryota; Metazoa; Chordata; Actinopteri; Syngnathiformes; Syngnathidae.